AUGCAAUUCAAUCUUUCCACAAUCUGCCUCGCGGCCGCGACCCUCUUCGCCUCGCACAUUCUCGCAGCUCCUGCUCCCGCACCAGUCCCAACCCCAGUCUUCUAUGGCGGACCUAGCGGUCACGACGCAGGCAACUCAGUCUGCUUCAAGAGCUACGUCUACGGCGCUGCAUCGUGUCCUGGCCGAGCAUACGAGGAUGGGACAUGCUGCAUCUCAGACGAGAUCGAGCUCAAAGUGCCAGAACCCAAAGCGAAAGCCGCAUAUACGGGUGACGGUGCCGGUGCCGGUGGCGCCGAGUGA
Molecule: messenger RNA, 300 nt
Organism: Aspergillus lentulus
Lineage: Eukaryota; Fungi; Ascomycota; Eurotiomycetes; Eurotiales; Aspergillaceae
Source: RefSeq, a predicted model, not a curated record